AAAGAGUUGUUUCACUUUCACCUAAACAUUCAUUCAUUCACUCCUUUGUUGUCCAAAGACAGAGACUGCUCAAAAACUGAAACCAAAUGUCGUCGUCUCUCCCUUCACUUCGUCGAGUCAACUACGAUGUCUUCCUCAGCUUCAGAGGAGCAGACACCCGUAAAAACAUCAUUAGCCAUUUGCACAAAGAACUGCUCAGACAAGGAAUAAGGACUUUCAAAGACGACCGGACGCUGGAGAUAGGAGACUGUGUUCCAAGAAGACUCCGUCAAGCCAUCAAUACUUCGAGGUUUGCUAUUGUGGUCAUCUCAAAGAACUAUGGUACUUCAAGCUGGUGCUUGGAAGAGCUUCGAAUGAUAAUGAAUCUUGAAUUGGAUAAAAAGAUUGUUGUCAUUCCUGUUUUCUACGACGUGGAUAUCUCUGACGUUAGAAACCAUCGAAGAAGUUUUGCUUUAAUAUACCACCACCAAAGUCCCAAGAUUCCCAGCUGGAAAGAAGCUCUUCAGAGGAUCGCAAACACACAAGCCACCGAGUCAAGAAAAUGCAAAGACGAUGCCACAAUGGUUGAGGAAGUUGUUGAACUUGUUUCAAACACGUUGUUGUCUAAGUUGCCCAUGGGCCUCGGGGAUAUCGUUGGUAUGGAAGCUCACAUGGUCCAAAUCGAACAUCUUUUGGACAUGGCCUUCACGACCAAUGAGGUUCGUAUGGUAGGAAUAUGGGGAAUGGUAGGCAUUGGCAAAACAACCAUAGCCAAGAAUUUUUAUGAAAAACACAAACACCAUUUCAAGAAUCAUCACUGCUUCAUGGAAAGAGUUUCUUCUUUGAAAAAACAUGGUCCCUUAUUCCUACAGAAACAACUUCUUUCCAAUAUCAUUGCGAAAAAAGAUCUCAGUUCACUGAACCUUGGUCAGGGAGCUUCUUGUAUCAAGUCAAGGCUCGAAAACCUAAAAUCUCUAAUUGUUAUUGAUGAUGUGGAUGAUGUGAAACAGCUGGAUGACUUGGCAAAAGAGGCUAGUUGGUUUGGACCAGGGAGCCGAAUCAUCAUCACAACACGGGACAAGAGCUUGCUCAACUCCUCAUGUGCCGUGUACAAAGUUGAGUACUUAGAGGAUGAUAAGGCUCUCCAGAUCUUUCAGAGGAUUGCUUUUCAAGGAGCAAAACCUCCUACUGCCUACAAAGAUCUCUCUAUAAGUAUCUCUAACCUUGCUCAAGGUCUUCCUUCUGCCCUUGAGGAUUUAGGCACUUAUCUACGCGGCAAGUCCGUAGUGGAGUGGCGAGAUGCUUUGAAAUCAUUUGAGGAAGCACCUCUCGAGAAAACCAUGGUGGACUUGAAAAGUAGCUAUGAUGAUUUAAAUAACCUUGGUAAGAAAGCUUUUCUUCACGUCGCAUGCCUUUUUAAUGGAGAACCUGUACGGCGAGUCAGGAAACUUCUUGGUCAAGGUAAAGCCGGGACCAGAGUUUUAGAGGAGAAGUCUCUCAUCAAUGUGUCACCUGAUGGGCGUAUAGCUAUGCACCGUUUGUUGGAGCAAAUGGGAAAACAUAUUGUGCGUCAAGAUUCAGACAACAGCCCUGCUCAUCAACGUAUCUUGUGGCACCAUCAUGACAUCCGUCAAGUACUUGCAACCAAGACAGGUACACACUUAAUCGAAGGCUUGGCGCUAGAUGUUUGUGAGAUGCCCCCUGGAGUUCACAUCAACUGGGAGGUUUUCAAGCCAAUGCAUAAUCUCAGGUUUCUUAAGAUAUAUAAGUCUAAGCAAUGUGGAGGUUUAGAUCCCGGGAAAGAAGCUAUAAUUCUAGAGGAUAACUUGAGUGUACAUAAGCUUAGGUUACUACAUUGGGAUGCAUACCCUUUUACAACCUUGCCUGCCAGUAUCAGUCCAGAUUGUCUUGUUGAACUAAAUCUGUGUCACAGCAAGCUGAAAACCCUUUGGAGUGGAACACCGAAAUUUUUGAAUUUAAGGAAACUAGAUUUGACUGGAUCUAAGGAUCUAACAGAACUUCCAGAUCUUGAGGAAACACAGUAUCUAGAGGAGUUGAUACUGGCAGGUUGCAGUUCCUUGAAACAGAUGCCAAAGUCCAUCUGCAGCCUAUCUAGACUGCAGAAACUUGAUGUGUCAAACUGUGAUGGGCUUAAGGACCUGAGGAUCAAGAUAAUGAAAUCUAAAAGUGCUGUCUUGCAAGACACAAGCAUGCGCGUUAGAUCAGUCCGUCUGUGUUUUUAUGGCACAGAGCCGUUUUUGGGAGACACUCUGGGAUGCUCUCUAACAAAUCCAUCAAUCAAAGGCAACUUACAAGUAGAGCUGAUGCUUCUUGGAGGAUAUGCAGAGCAUCUAUCUUUUGUUUCUAAGAACCAUGUCUCUCGUGAACUGGAUCUCAAGUCACCUCCCUACGGUUUUAAAUCACUGGACAUCAUGCGGUUGAAGUGGAGCGUGAAGGGUGGUUAUUUCAAGUGUGGUAGCUUUUCAGGCUUUCCUUGGUUACAAGAGUUGAAUCUAAUCAACCUAAACAUCCAGAAGAUCCCUGAUGACAUUGAGCACAUGCAAGUCCUAGAGAAGUUGGAUCUCAGUGGGAAUAUCUUUGAGAAGUUACCUACAACAAUGUGUUACCUUACAAAGCUGAAACACUUGACGCUCUCUAACUGCCGUAGCCUUCAAGAAUUGCCAGGACUACCUCAGGUGGAGAGUCUAACACUUUCUGACUGUACAAACCUCAGAACUCUGGUGAAGAAAGAUCACGGAACAUACAGUCUGCUUGAGCUCUGGCUUGACAACUGCAAGAAAAUUGAGUCAUUACCAAAUGAGCUUAAGCAUUUAACCAAGUUGACGUAUUUAGAUCUCAGCAGACACGAUUUCAAGAUAAUAUCGUCAAAGAUGGUGGGCGAGUUAACCUCAUUGGUAACUCUCAGCCUCAAUUACUGCAACAACCUUGUAUCACUGACAGGGCUUCCACUGAGUCUUAAGUGCCUAAAUGCACAUGGUUGCAAGUCUCUUAAAACUUAUUCCCUUCAGGCCGCGCAUUCUAUUGAUCACCUGGAUCUUAGCGCUUGCUCCAAUGGGAAGGACAAUAGUAUAAUCACUAGGUUUCCAGCUGGAAGACGCGGUAAAGAGGUACCACUAUGUGCUUGUCUUUGCUUCCAGGAAACAACAAGACUUGGUAAAUAUAAUCAUGUGACUUGUAAACACAUAUCGAUUUUCAUGAGGCGUUUAAAGUCAUGGGUGUUGGGUUUCUUCCUGUUUAUAUUGGCUGUGGUUCUCGGCGUUUUGCUUGUGGUGAUAACUGAUCCUAUCUCCGCAACUACACUACUAAUGGUUACUUUUAUGUAUCUGAAGUUGUAAAAAAAAACUCCAAGGAAGGUGUUUGCGUGUUUCAUUAAACAUAUUAUGUUUCAUUUGCCG
Molecule: messenger RNA, 3395 nt
Organism: Eruca vesicaria subsp. sativa (arugula)
Lineage: Eukaryota; Viridiplantae; Streptophyta; Magnoliopsida; Brassicales; Brassicaceae
Source: the annotation of a GenBank genome assembly